UAAAUGGGUGUAGUUCGCACUCCAGAUAAGUGGGUGGCGGUAACAAACAUUUUGCUGUUUUUACAAGACCGGUAAACUAAACCAAAGAAGACGACGACGACGACGACGACGACUUUCUUUCAGUGUUACUGUUUUUGUCAGUUGUGUUGGCGAGAAUGGCGGUGACUUUGCACACAGAUCUCGGAGAUGUAAAAAUUGAGCUUUUCUGCGAAAAGACACCAAAGACAUGUGAGAAUUUCAUCGCCUUGUGUGCCAGUGGGUUCUACAAUGGCUGCAUUUUUCACCGGAAUAUUAAAGGCUUCAUGGUACAAACAGGAGACCCCACAGGUACAGGGAAAGGAGGGACAAGUAUCUGGGGCCGAAAAUUUGAGGAUGAAUUCAAUGAACAUCUUAAGGAUUGCGACUGGUUGGAACGAAAACCAGCAUACACAGGGGGCCUCAGGACCGAGUUUGGGAACCCCUGCAUUAUGCAUAAUGUUCGAGGUGUGGUUUCCAUGGCAAACAAUGGCCCCAACACCAAUGCUUCCCAAUUUUUCUUCACUUACGGCAAGCAGCCCCAUCUUGACAUGAAAUACACUGUUUUUGGAAAAAUUAUAGAUGGAUUGGAGACACUUGACGAACUGGAGAAACUUCCUAUUAACGAGAAGACGUUUCGGCCUUUGAAUGAUGUUCACAUAAAGGACGUGACCCUCCAUGCCAACCCAUUUGCUGGCUAGACUAGAAGAAAUAUUUCUGCGAGGAAGGCCCAGCAUUGGGAGUGAAGAAAUGGCACAAUAUAAUGCAAAAAUGAAUCAUUUUUGUAAAAAUGCAUAUUUUAAUAAAAGAUUAAAAUUA
Anguilla rostrata (American eel) is the source of this 834-nucleotide messenger RNA. It is a transcript of the gene ppil3, whose product is annotated as peptidylprolyl isomerase (cyclophilin)-like 3. The coding region runs from base 156 to 716 and encodes 186 amino acids. Gene Ontology annotation, biological process: protein folding; protein peptidyl-prolyl isomerization. Gene Ontology annotation, cellular component: catalytic step 2 spliceosome. The record is from RefSeq and is a predicted model, not a curated record. NCBI's taxonomy places the organism in Eukaryota, Metazoa, Chordata, Actinopteri, Anguilliformes, Anguillidae. The transcript is spliced from 7 exons. Gene Ontology annotation, molecular function: peptidyl-prolyl cis-trans isomerase activity.